Molecule: messenger RNA, 2206 nt
Organism: Homarus americanus (American lobster)
Lineage: Eukaryota; Metazoa; Arthropoda; Malacostraca; Decapoda; Nephropidae
Gene: Tango14
Product: dehydrodolichyl diphosphate synthase complex subunit Nus1-like
Exons: 2
Coding region: 106-882 (258 amino acids)
Cellular component (GO): dehydrodolichyl diphosphate synthase complex; endoplasmic reticulum membrane
Molecular function (GO): ditrans,polycis-polyprenyl diphosphate synthase [(2E,6E)-farnesyl diphosphate specific] activity
Source: RefSeq, a predicted model, not a curated record
GUUACUGGUCGUGUUUACAUUGUGGUGUUGAAGACUUGGCUGAGAUCUCUUCCCUUAUGUCUUAUUUUACCUUAUUUAACACUCCCUCGAGGUCCUCAGCUUAAGAUGGACGUGCUGCUGCCAGUGUUCCAGUUGUUGUAUUUUGUGGCCCACUUCUUGGCCAGUCUCGCCCUCUCUGUGAUCGACACCUUCUUCCACCUUCACCGCCUUCUGCUGCGGGUGUAUUCCUUCUUGGUGCUCGCCCGAGUCCCGCCCGGUCGCCUACAGGCCGAUGCCGCCCAGCUGAAGAAGGUGCCGCAGCACUUGGGAUUGGUGUGCGUCGGCCAGCAGGCUCACCACGUGGCCCAGCUGUCGACGGUGAUAUCCUGGGCCAUAGGGUACGGGGUCCACUACGUGUCCCUGUACGACGCCCACGGGGUCCUCAAGCGCAAGAGACCGGCGCUCCUCGGGGCUCUACGGGAGAGCGACUCCGACGUCUUAUAUAACGUCGUGUCGUACGGCCGGGACCGUCACCCCGACAGAGACGUCGUGGCGGGGAAACGAGCGGAGGCUAACGGCACGACGCGGCACCGGGAAAUAACGGUCAAUCUCCUGAGUCAGGCGGACGGCAGGAGUAACCUAGCGUCCGCCGCCCGCAGGUUGUGCUCCGAGGGAUGUAAGAUAACGGCGGCGAUGAUCGAGUCUCGGCUGGUGACUCUGGGGCAGCCCGACCCCGACGUAGUCAUCACCAUAGGGGAGCCUAUCUCCACGCUAGGGUUCCUUCCCUGGCAGGUGCGACUCAGUGAGUUCUUCUCCACUCCUUCCUUGAGUAGAUUUGAGUACAACUCCUUCCAGACGAUACUCCGGAGAUACUCCAAGUGUGAACAGAGAUUCGGCAAGUAGACGACCGAACGCCACUUGUAAAUAAUAGUUCUCGUACUUAAGAAAGACACUCAGGUCACCUUUAGGGAUGUUGCCAGAAUAUCCGCGACCUUCAACGACUCGUAGAGAAAGACUCGUCGUUGUUUAUGUGUUCCACGACAAGUCACGGCGGUGCUGGUCGACGCCCCGGCAGUAACAGGUGCGGAGAGACUCGGUAGAGAUAAUUUUUCUUCCCUGUUUACAUUUCAACAUUCCAGUGGGGUUUUUUAUUUUUUUAUUUUCUGUGUUUUGGGUCACUCAGUUUGUGAGGUCAAUAGGGUGUCAGUUCUUAUGUGACCUAACCUAACCUAACCCCAUGCUAACCCAAUCAUAGCUAAUCUAACCUAAUUCUAAACUCAAUCUUACCUAACAUAAUGUAACCAAACCCAACCAAACCCAACCAAACUAAGCCUAAACACUGAAGAUGGAUACAAGUGAUCGUCAGCCCCGCGACACCCCAAUCCUGCUGGUUACUUUAGGGUACGUCGCUGCGUAUCAGAACUGAAGCCCCUUUGACCCACUGCUCUAUAAACUGGCCGAUCGCAGCUUAAUCCAGUGUGGGGUUAGGUUAGGGAGAUUGGUUUAAUGGUUUAAUAUUGUUUUAUUAUUACAUUAAAUCCUCCCAAUAGUGGGUUUAUUUCUUACAAGACCUGUUUGCUAUUGAGAGGAUUCUGUUAAUGAGAAUGUCCCCUAUUGAGAAGUCUGUUAAUGAGAGGGUUUUUGUUUUCUGCAUUAUUAUUAUUAUUAUUAUUAUUAUUAUUAUUAUAAGUAUUAGUAUUAUUAGUAUUAUUAUUGUUAUUAUUAUUAUUAUUAUUAUUAGUAGUAGUAGUAGUAGUAGUAGUAGUAGUAGUAUGUACUGUACAGGGUGUGUCAUAAGUCAUACACCAUUGGGAAAUCACAUUAGGUUCAAUAGCUAAGCGAUUCGUCAUCUUUAAAAUAUUCCAUCGAUUCUAUGUAACGGCGGUGACUUAACUACCAUUCAUGCGUCUUGUGGUGUUGUUGUUUUCCGAUGUAAUUUCCUGCUUUAUUCUGUGUUUUGUUGAUCAUCUUAGUAGGCAAUAGAUUCUAGAUUUGGUUAGGUUAGGUUUGGUUAGGUUAUUCUGUGAAUGAUUGGGGUGACGUGUUUCUUUGUGGAAGAUUAAUAAUUGGAUUCUUUUCUUUCGAGUUAAUUUAUCUAACGUUUUUGUUGAUUAGUUGUGAAUUACUUGAUCUAAAGACACCUUGUACAUGUGUGUGUGUGUGUGUGUGUGAACUAUAAGACACCCUGUACAUGUGUGUGUGAACUAUAAGACACCCUGUACAUGUG